AUUAACACGAUAUAUUACCCUUUUUUAUUUCUCCAGAUUUUAAGAACAAAAUCAUCUCCUCAUCUGCCAGCUGCGGACCUCACCCCCAAACAAGCCAAGAAACCAAAAAAAAAAAAUGAGAAGGGACGUUGCCUACCCCCUUCUCCCCCUCCUCCUCUUGUUUCUCGCUCUAAUUCUCCCAUCAUCCCACGCCCAAUCGAGCUCCCGCUCGGGGACGGACGGCUACAAUUGCGCAGCCGAGCGGUCCGUGUACCCAUGCCGCGGCUUCAACUGCAUAGCCGGCCGGUCGGUGUCGCCGUGCAACGCCUACGCCCUGUAUCGCGCCAGCAGCGGGGACGACCUGGCCUCGGUCAGCGACCUCUUCGGCGUGAGCAGCUUAUCGAUCGCCCGGGCCAGCAACAUCACCAACAACUCCACCGCCGCCCUCCGCUCCGGCCAGCCCCUUCUCGUUCCCCCUCACCUGCUCCUGCGUCGACAACCACUCCUACGCCCUCAUCGACUACCAGAUCAACGCCGGCGACACCUUUUACAUCAUCUCCACCACCAAGUUCCAGAACCUCACUGGCUACCAGGCCGUUGAACUCGUCAAUCCUGAACUCGUCCCCACCAACCUCACCAUCGGCGUCAUCACCGUCUUCCCCAUCUUCUGCCAGUGCCCCAAUCGCACCAAUCUCCUCAUCAACGACAAAAACAGCACCAACGUCAGCAUCGUCUCCUACGUCUUCCAGCCCUCCGAUAGCUACGCCACCAUCGCCUCAAAUUUCGGGACCACGGUCCGGUCUCUGAUCUCGCUCAACGGCGCGGAGACCGCCGUCGAGACUUUCUCUGUGAUUCUAAUUCCCGUUACCCAGUUCCCUCCCCCGCUGCUGCUGUCGAACUCGUCCUCGCGUUCGCCUUCGCCUUCGCCCCCUCCACCGCCAGCAUCCUCCACUGUCGUUGAGAAGAAGGAUAGGAAGGGAGUCAUCGCCGGGUUAGCAGUCGGUAUGGGACUAUUGGCAAUCUUGCUCGCGUUGGUCUUGGUGCUGUAUUUAGGGGAAAGAAAGAAGAAGGGGAGGGAAGGGAAAAAGGGGCCUGGUGGGUGGAAUAAUCAGGGAGGUGGGGAGAGGAGGUUUGGGAGGAGUGGGUCGGAUGAGAAGCUGAUGACGGACAUCUCGGAGUGGCUGGAUAAGUACAAAGUGUACGGUAUCGAGGAGCUGCGGCAGGCUACGUCUGAUUUCGAUUAUAGCCGUCUAAUCCAGGGAACGGUGUACAAGGGGACGAUUGAUGGGGAGGUAUUCGCCAUCAAGAAGAUGAAGUGGAACGCCUGCGAUGAGCUCAAGAUCUUGCAGAAGGUGAACCACACCAACCUGGUGAAGCUGGAAGGCUUCUGCGUGGACCAGGAGGAUGGCACCUGCUACCUGGUGUACGAGUACGUGGAGAACGGCUCCCUCCACUCGUGGCUCCACGACACCACCACCAGCCGCCGGCUGGACUGGCGCUCCCGCCUCCGCAUCGCCCUCGACCUCGCCCACGGCCUCCAGUACAUCCACGAGCACACCUGGCCCCGCGUCGUCCACAAAGACAUCAAGAGCAGCAACGUGUUACUGGACUCCAAGCUCCGCGCCAAAAUCGCCAACUUCGGCCUCGCCAAGACCGGCGUCAACGCCGUCACCACCCACAUCGUCGGCACCCAGGGCUACAUCGCCCCCGAGUACCUCGCCGACGGUCUGGUCACCACCAGGAUGGACGUGUUCGCCUACGGGGUGGUGCUGCUGGAGCUGAUCUCAGGGAAGGAGGCGAUGAGCGAGGAUGGGGAGGCGCUGUGGGUGGAGGCGGAGGUGGUGCUCCACAGUAGGGAGGCGAAUCUGGUGGCGUGGAUAGAUCCGGUGUUGAGGGAGCAAUCGUGCCCCGUCGACAGCGUCGUGACCGUGCUGAACGUGGCCAAGGCGUGCCUGCAGCGGGAUCCGUCUAAGCGGCCGACCAUGGUGGACGUGGCGUAUACUCUAUCCAAGGCGGACGAGCAGUUAUCAGAUUACUCCGGGGAUGGGCUCUCGGUUGGGAGCGAAGAUGUCACGGUCGUGGCGAGGUGAAGCGACCCAUGUAGACUACUGCGGGAGCCUCGCUUCAACAAAAUAAACUGGGUGUCUACUUACAACUGUUAUAAUGGUAAUGCUGAGUCCUGAGGGUAGGCUCCAUAUAUACUUUUAUGUUUAGAAAAAUAAAAAGUGCCCCUGCCAUCCAGCAAUAAUGAUGUCUGAUGUAAUGUCGCAUGCGUAAUCUGUGCUGGUGGCUAGUGUAUAUUUAUGUAAUCUCGUAUGAGAUUUUCCAAGAAUACGAUAAAUAUCUUGUCUUUAUUUAAACUUUGAAGGACGAUCACAUUUUUCCAUCUUAA
Molecule: messenger RNA, 2371 nt
Organism: Elaeis guineensis (African oil palm)
Lineage: Eukaryota; Viridiplantae; Streptophyta; Magnoliopsida; Arecales; Arecaceae
Product: serine/threonine receptor-like kinase NFP
Biological process (GO): protein phosphorylation
Molecular function (GO): ATP binding; protein kinase activity
Source: RefSeq, a predicted model, not a curated record